AGAAGCCGGAGCGGUUGCCUUUCCCCACCUUCUCCCGCCUUUUGUCCCCUCCUUCCCGGGAGGCGGGAACUCUCGGAUCCCGCCUCCUCGGGAAUCCUAAGACUUUCCAAGGACCCUGAAGUGCGGCGGAGAAACGGGGGGGAGGAGGCGGAGGGCGAAGAAGGGGAGCCGCAGCUUAGUGGGGCUGAUUUUUUUUUCCCCCUUCUCCUUCCCUCUCUCUCUCUCUCUCUCUCUCUCUCUCCUCCGUCCCCUCCACCCAGCCCCUCUCGCGAAAAGCACGAUGCUGGUGUUUAUCCUCUCCCGAGCCCGACUCCUUUUUCUCCUCUCGAUCGACUGGCUCCAGGGCGGACAGUUCUCGCCACAGCCGAAUCCCGAGAAUCCCAAUUAGAUGAGCGCGAUCCUCAAGUUUAAUAAAAGUGAAGUCGGGGAAGGCGGUGUGGGGGGAGGAGGAGGAGGGGAGAAAAGAUCUCGGGAGUUUUGACAAUAAACCACCUCUCCUCCCCUCUCCGCCCCCCCCACUCCCCAAGCAACUAGAAGGGAGGACUUUCGCGGGGGGGGGGGGGCCAAGGGGGGUGGAAAGCUUGAUCGCUGCAACGAAGCGGCACAAACCACCAUGCAGCUGGUGUUAUGGGCGGUAGGAUUAAGCACGCUACUCCUGCAAGACUUCUUGAACAGAGCCGGCGCAGCAGCAGCAGCAGCCAGAAAGCAAGGGAGGCAUCUCCGACAAGCCAAACUGCUGGAGACGCUGAGAGAGUACGAGAUUGUGAUCCCGACCCGUGUGAAUGAGCUUGGAGAGCCGUUGUCUACAAAGGUGCACUUUCAGAGAAAGAAACGAAGCCUUCAUUCAGAAGCUGAGCCCUGGAUCCUGGAUGCUCCCUCUUCUCCCAUUGCCUCCUCUUCUUUCAGUACCACCCAAGUGCAUUAUAGACUGCAAGCCUUCGGGCAGCACUUCGUUUUCAACCUUACGGCCCAUUCGGGAUUUAUUGCCCCUCUUUUCACGGUCAGCUUCCUUGGACAACCCGAGGUUAACCAAACAAACUUUUACACCGAGGAGGAAAGUGAUAUUAAGCACUGUUUCUAUAAAGGACAUGUCAACACGGAGCCCCAACAUACAGCAGUCAUAAGCCUGUGUUCUGGGAUGUUAGGCACAUUUAGGUCUCACGAUGGAGAAUACUUUGUAGAGCCGCUCAUAUCACCUGAUCAACAAGAAUAUGAAGAGGAGCAUAAAAAGCCCCAUAUUGUCUACCGGCACAGUGUAUCACCAACAUUCUCACCAAGAAACAAGCAGACCUGUGACAUUUCAGGGCAUGCAAAAAAUCACAGAAACCCUAAAAGACAAAACAGGGCAAAGGAGUGGCCCCCCAAUAGUGUAUUCUCUGACAUAGAGGCUUUGAAACUUGAUUUAGGGCAAUUUCCUGCAUCCAGUAAAAAUAACACUGGCAACAUAAGGAAAAAAAGUAGUCCACGAAGAAUCAAACGAUUUCUCUCCUAUCCUCGAUAUGUGGAAGUUAUGGUGGUGGCAGACAGUCGAAUGGCUUCAUACCAUGGAACUAAUCUUCAGCACUACAUUUUGACAUUAAUGUCCAUAGUAGCAUCUAUAUACAAAGACCCAAGCAUUGGGAAUUUAAUUAAUAUUGUUAUUGUGAAAUUAGCCAUCAUACAUAAUGAACAGGAUGGCCCAGCCAUAUCUUACAAUGCUCAGACAACACUAAAAAACUUUUGCCAAUGGCAGCAAACGCAGAACCAGCUCACUGAAGAACAUCCAGAUAAACAUGAUACUGCUGUAUUGGUGACAAGGCAGGAUAUUUGUAGAGCUCAUGACAAAUGUGAUACUUUAGGUUUGGCUGAAUUGGGUACCGUCUGUGAUCCAUACCGAAGUUGUUCAAUUAGUGAAGACAGUGGACUAAGUACUGCUUUUACAAUUGCACAUGAACUUGGCCAUGUAUUUAACAUGCCCCAUGAUGACAAUAAUAAGUGCAAAGAAGAAGGAGGAAAAAGCCAGCAACAUGUUAUGGCUCCCACCCUCAACUACAACACUAACCCCUGGAUGUGGUCAAAAUGUAGCCGUAAAUACAUCACGGAAUUUCUGGACACUGGAUACGGGGAGUGUUUGCUGGAUGAGCCUUCAUCAAGGACCUACACUUUGCCUCAACAACUUCCUGGUCACAUGUAUGAUGUCAAUAAGCAGUGCGAGUUAAUUUUUGGGCCUGGAGCUAAGGUUUGCCCUUAUAUGCAGAAGCAGUGCAGAAGACUAUGGUGCAUUAAUGAUGACGGAGCACAUAAAGGAUGUCGUACGCAACACACACCGUGGGCAGAUGGGACGGACUGUGGUCUUGGAAAGCAUUGCAAGUAUGGCCACUGUGUUCCCAAAGAGCGAGAAGUACCUAUGACAGACGGGGCUUGGGGCGCAUGGAGCCCCUUCGGAGCUUGCUCACGAACAUGUGGUGGGGGAAUUAAAAAUGCCAUUCGAGAAUGCAACAGGCCUGAGCCAAAAAAUGGUGGAAAAUACUGUGUGGGACGCAGGAUGAAAUUUAAAUCGUGCAACACUGAACCAUGUUCUAAACUAAAGAAAGAUUUCCGUGAUGAACAAUGCGCCGUCUUUGAUGGGAAGCAUUUUAACAUUAACGGUCUACCUCCUAAUGUGCGCUGGGUUCCUAAGUAUAGUGGAAUUUUAAUGAAAGACCGGUGCAAGCUUUUCUGCAGAGUGGCAGGAAAUACAGCUUACUAUCAGCUCAGGGACAGGGUUAUUGAUGGCACCCCUUGUGGCCCAGACACAAAUGACAUCUGUGUACAAGGACUUUGUCGGCAAGCUGGAUGUGAUCACGUGCUCAAUUCCAAAGCCAGAAGGGAUAAAUGUGGUGUGUGUGGUGGCGAUAAUUCAUCAUGCAAAACCAUUGCAGGGACAUUCAAUAUGGUGCACUAUGGUUAUAACACUGUGAUACGCAUUCCAGCCGGUGCUACAAAUAUCGACGUACGGCAGCAUAGUUACUCAGGGAAACCAGAAGAUGAUAAUUACCUUGCAUUGUCAAGCAAUGAGGGCUUCAUAUUAAAUGGAGACUAUGUUGUCAGUAUGUUUAAGAAGGAAAUCAAAAUUGGAAAUGCUGUCAUAGAAUACAGUGGCUCAGACACUCCCAUUGAACGAAUCAAUUCUACUUACCGCAUUGAUCAAGAAAUAGUUCUUCAGGUUUUAUCGGUGGGUAAUUUAUAUAACCCUGAUGUCCGAUACACAUUCAAUAUCCCCAUUGAAGAUAAACCUCAGCAGUUUUAUUGGAAUGUCUAUGGACCUUGGCAGCCCUGCAGUAAACUCUGCCAAGGGGAACGAAAAAGGAAACCUAUUUGCACCCGGGAAUCCGAUCAGCUCACGGUAUCUGACCAAAGAUGUGAUAAAAUUUCCCAACCUGAUCCAGUAACAGAGCUGUGUAAUUUAAAUUGUGAAUUAAGGUGGCAUAUUGUGAGAAAGAGUGAAUGCUCUGUGCAGUGUGGAAUGGGCUAUAAAACUCUGGAAAUUUCCUGUGCCAAGUACAGCAAGCUUGAAGGCAAAAUUGAAAAGUAUGAUGACCGAUACUGUAGUGGCAUAUCCAAGCCGAACUCUAGGGAAAAGUGUUCAGGAGACUGCAACACUGGAGGAUGGCGCUACUCGGCCUGGACUGAAUGCUCCAAGAGCUGUGGUGGUGGCACAAAGAGGCGUCGAGCAGUCUGCAUGAAUACAUUCAAUGAUGUUUUGGAGGAUAGUAAAUGCAGCCAGCAGGAAAAAGUGACAGCACAGCGGUGCAACGAACUCCGGUGCCCACACUGGAAAACAGGAGAUUGGUCAGAAUGUUUGGUAACCUGUGGAAAAGGGCACAAGCAUCGGCAAAUCUGGUGCCAGUUUGGAGAAGAUCGGAUCAAUGACAGACUUUGCGAUCUUGAGGCCAAACCAGAUUCCAUGCAAGAUUGCCAGCAGCAAGAAUGUGCAGCUUGGCAAGUAGGACUGUGGGGCCAGUGCACAGUAACCUGUGGGCAAGGCUAUCAGAUGAGGGCAGUGAAAUGUGUUGUUGGUGCCUACAUCUCUGUAGUAGAUGAUAAUGAAUGCAAUGCUGCAACCAAGCCAACAGAUACACAGGACUGUGAAACAGUGCCAUGUCGUCUCCAUCCUAGCAGUCCAGAAAUUAAGCAAAGCAGUCACAGAACCCAGUGGAGAUUUGGAUCCUGGACUUCUUGUUCUGCUACCUGUGGGAAAGGCACCAGGAUGAGGUAUGUCAGCUGUCGUGAUGAUCAUGGCUCUGUGGCUGACGAAGCUGCCUGUUUCCAUCUUCCAAAACCAUCAGCAACAGACGCGUGUCUUGUAAUAUCUUGUGGCCGGUGGAAAGCCAUGGAAUGGAGCCCAUGCUCUGUAACUUGUGGGCAAGGUAAGGUGACCAGGCAAAUACUCUGCGUAGACUACAAUGACCAGAGUAUCGAUAGAAAUGAGUGUGAUGCUGAAGAUAUCCUUGCGACAGAGCAGGACUGCUCUAUGCCAUCGUGUCAGCAGAUCAACCCGGGUAACAGACCCACUAAUCCUUUUCCUUACCCUGACUAUCAUCAAAAAAACAAUCGAGGCGGGCACCCAAACCGAAAUCAAGGUCAUGGACAUGGCGGCAACCAGUGGCGAACUGGGCCAUGGGGAGCAUGCUCAAGUACCUGUGCUGGUGGAUUUCAACGGCGAGUAGUCGUAUGCCAGGAUGAAAAUGGAUAUGCUGCUGAUAAUUGUGAUGCAAGGAUGAAACCAGAUGAGCUAAGAUCCUGCGAAUCGGGACCCUGCCCUCAGUGGGCCUAUGGAAGCUGGAGUGAGUGUACAAAGUCAUGUGGUGGAGGAACCAGAACGAGACUAGUUGUAUGCCAGCAUUCCAACGGAGAGAGAUUUACUGAUCUGAGCUGUGAAAUCCUUGACAAACCACCAGACCGCGAGCAGUGCAAUAUGCAGGACUGUCCCCGAGAAGCUGCCUGGAAUGCUGGUCCUUGGAGCUCGUGUUCUGUUACUUGUGGACGAGGACAGAAGUACCGAGAAGUAUAUUGCAUGUCGAAGGAUGGGAAACUUUUAGAAAACAGUCUUUGUACACAACUGGCUAAACCAAAUGUGCUGAGGAAGUGUAGAGGUGGCAGGUGCCCAAAAUGGAAAUCAGGAGACUGGGGACAGUGUUCAGUAUCCUGUGGGAAAGGAAUUCAGCGGAGAAAUGUCUUCUGCCAGUUUACUGCUUCAAAAACAGCUAGAGAAACUGAAUGCCGUCAGUCAAGCAGACCAGCUUCUGAACAGGAAUGUCAAAUGGCCGAAUGUUCAUUCUAUUAUUGGAAAACGGGGGACUGGCAAGAAUGUAGCAAAACCUGUGGCAAGGGGUCUAGAUACCGGAAACUUAUCUGUGUGGACCAAAACAUGCAAGAAGUUGAUAGUCUUCACUGUGAUCCAAACAAGAGGCCAUCCGAUGUUGAGAUUUGCACCUUACCCCCAUGUGAAUACAUUUGGAUUACAGGAGACUGGUCAGAGUGCUCUGUGACCUGUGGUAAAGGCUACAAGCAAAGGCUGGUUUCCUGCAGUGAAAUUUAUACAGGGAAAGAUCACUAUGAAUAUGGUUAUCAGAACACUGUCCACUGUCCAGGCACACCACCACCAAAUGUGCAGUCAUGCUAUCUAGGCGAGUGCCCUGUUUUGGCAUCGUGGAGAGUUGGAAAUUGGGGAAGUUGUUCAGUGACUUGUGGAAUUGGGGUGAUGCAUCGGUCAGUUCAGUGCCUCACAAACAAUGACCAAGCAAGUACCUUGUGCCUUGAUGAUUUAAAACCUGAGGAAAGAAGGCCAUGCCACAACAUCCAUAAUUGUGAGCUACCAACAAGCUGCAAAGAGGCAAAAAGACUCAAAGUCAUCAUUGAGGAUGGUGAAUAUUUUCUAAAAGUUAAAGGAAGACUUUUAAAGAUAUAUUGUGCUGGCAUGGACUCUGAUAGCCCCAAAGAAUACAUCACUUUGGUAAAUGGUGAUGCGGAGAAUUUCUCAGAAGUCUACAGCUACAGGUUGCAUAACCCAACUGAAUGUCCAUAUAAUGGAAGCCGAAGAGAGAAUUGUCAGUGUAGGAAAGAUUACACAGCAGCUGGGUUUUCUGCCUUCAGCAAAGUAAGGCUGGACCUGAAUGCUAUGCAGAUAAUAACUACCGACUUACAGUUUGCACAGACACUUGAUGGGAGACCUGUUCCUUUUGCCACUGCUGGGGAUUGCUACAGUGCAGCCAAAUGCCCACAGGGUCGCUUUAGCAUCAACCUCUCUGGAACCGGCCUGUCAGUAACGCAGACCUCAAAGUGGCUUUCACAAGGAAAUUACGCUGUUUCUGAAAUCACAAGAUCUCCUGAUGGUACCAAAGUAAUAGGAAAAUGUGGUGGUUACUGUGGAAAAUGUACUCCAUCGUCUGGAACUGGCCUCGAUGUUCAAGUGUUAUAGCAAUGGAUUUCUUAAUGCCGGGAGCUUAAGCAAGAUGGAUGAAGGACAAUUAAGCAAUACCUCUGCCUUCCUUUUUUUUUUUUAUUUCUAUGUUUGUGUGUGUAUGUGUAUGUGCGUGUAUAUGUGUAUGUGUGAGAGAGAGAAAUGUACGUAAUGUGCCUUUUUAAAAAAAAGUAUGAUUGUAUCUGUGUAUGUAUGCAUACGUGUAUGUGUGUACAGUAUAUUCUUGAAGUUCUAAUGUAUUAUAUUUAUGUCCGGAAUUAUUUAUUUUGAUUUAAUAUUUUUGUAUGUAAAAUUUUAUAUUAAAGCUGCUUAUCCUCUGUUCUUUUUUUUAAAAAAAAUUAAACCUUGCAGUCACACCACUGCAUUUUUACAUAUUCUACAUCAUAUGUAGCAUUUUGACAAAAGUGAUAUGUUUAUUGUCACUGUAUUCAGUUGUUUACCUUCAUUCAGUAAUUUCUCUUCUUGUUACAGGCUGCACUGAUAUUUGUAAGGUGCUAACUGGUUUUCAUUAAGGUAUUUCUGGCAUUUUAAAACCAAUUCUUCCUUAUGAGGAAAAUAAUUAUUGUUAUUAAAUUUAUAUAGCAAUCAGUACUUUGCAGAGAUUUAGUGAACACGCAUGGUAGUAUUUAUGCUUUAUCAAUAACUAUAUCUUACAUAUUUGUAAUGGCAUGUAAUUUCCAUUGACUAAUCCUAUAAAAGUCACUGGUUUGGUGCUAAUAUGAUAAUAUUUAUUAAUAACCUGUAGGCUUUAAAAGCUAAUUCUUUGCCUUGUCUUGUGGCAAUGGAGAAUGAGUAAUUAAAUUUGUGUAAAAUGAGAAUUGGUUCAAAUAUUAGUUUAAGACAGACAAAGCUUUUACCUACAUUGGAUGAAGGCCUAAUAUUAUUCAGAAAUUUAUGAGCGGUUCCUUCUUCAGAGAAAUUAUUUUCAGUGAUAGGAUUUGUGUGUGCUAUCAUACUGGCAACAUAUAGCCACAAGGAACAGUUACUAUCAGUCUGGAUCAGUGGUCUUCAAAAUUGGAAGUUAAAAUAUGGAAAGUAAACGAAUACUGAAGAAAAAAUUCUCUAAAAAUUAGACAUUUGAAUUUUUUGCCUAAAAUUUCAUAUUAGCAGGAACCAUGUUUUUAAACAUGGUUUUAAAGAGAAGUUUCAAUAUAUGGGAUCUGGAUCUGGAUCUGGGAUCUAACCCAAGCUCCAAGAAUUGAGUUUCUGCUGAGGAACAAUAUACUUAUUUUUCAAGCAAACAUAAUGGAACACAAAAAUAUUUUGCCUUAAUUAGAGCUAUACAAUUAGUCCUAUACAAUCCUUCUGCUAUUAAAAAUUGAUUGUUCAAACAAAUUACAGAAUCAUUACUAACAAGGAAAAAAUAAUGUACACUAAUCCAUAUACAUAUUGAUGAAAUUCUGGAAUUGCUAUAUAUGCUAUAUCACAGCAUAUAUUCCUUUCAGGAAUUAGAUGAAUCUGCAAUACAUACUGCACUAUUUUUCAAAAAAAACCAAGUACAUAUGGAUCAGAUCACAAUUGCUAUAUUUAAAACAUUUCUACUCUAGAGCAAUGCAGAGCAGAAUCAUUUUUGUGUGUUUACAUUUGCUCCAAAAAUAAUUCGCAAAAAUCAGAAUAUUUAAUUUCUGUUAUUGAGAAGUCAGUAAUACCAGAAGGUUGUUUUUUCUGCCAGAUAUACCACAUGAAGAAGAGAUGUUAUGUCUAAUUUCCCUAUUUGUUUUUUUCAAACUAACUUUUUAUCUGCAAGAUUGAUAAGCACACAUACCUUAUUUUAUUAAUUUUAGCUGAGUUUUAAUUAUUGCAUGGUAAGAUUUCAGAACUUAAUAGUCAUCUACUACUGGAGCAAAGCCAUUUCUCUUGUGGCAAACUUGAUAUCCCUAAUAACAGUUAUACCUUAAAAUCAGUAAGUUAUAAACUUAAUAAAGUUGGUUACAUUUUCCAAUAUAAACAGCUUCCAAAAAAAUAUUACACCACCAUGUUCAUUAUGCAUUUGCAAGUCGCCCCAUGAGUUAUUGUUUUAUUUUUUUAAAAAAAAUAUCUAAGCCAUUUGCUUAUCAACUACUGGGCAGAUUUAGAAAAAUUAAAUGAUUCUACUGUAAACCUCCCUGAAAUAUCUGUCCCUUUACAAUAAUUUAUGUUGAACUCCUUCUCUGACAUAAAAAGGGUUGUCAGCGAAAUCUGAUUCAAAAUAAACACAUUGUAUUAAUAUCAAAAGAAUUGAUUAAUAUAGCAUUGCAUAUUCUAAUAUCAAAUGCAUUUUUGCUCUCACUAGUUUAGGUCCAAUAGCUUGUGACCAGUCUGAGAAGACAAAGUACAAACAAGGUUCUCCACAAAGAGUUCCAUAUCUCCAGGUACUUAGGUCUUCCAAGCUCAUUUACCUAACUGCUAGAUCAAAAUUAUUAUUUUGACUGAACAGAUAAAAUAAUCAUCUUUACAAAUAUGCCCAAAUGUUAAGAAACUCCCAGCCAGGCAGGGAGGAGGGGUCAAGCUUAGAACUAGCCUUGAGUCCUUGCUCAGCCACAAAAGGCAUAAGCCAAAGACCUCUUCCAAGUUCCAUGGAACCUCAUCUGUUGUUUCCCAAGAGAAGGCAAACAGUCUGGGGAGAUUCUUGUAUUAUAGGUAGAACGCAACAAAGUAGAUGAACUUUUCAUGAAUGGAUCUGGUUGCUUCCAGCUGGCACCAGACCACAAACUACCCAUCUUUUAUACAUUUAUUCUUGCUGUGGAUCAGUAAGAUAAUGGCCAUCAAUAUGAUUUCUCCUGAAUGUUCUCACUUUCACUGUGGAGCAUAAGCUGUUCCUUGGUUCUAUUGAUAAAUAGCAAAAUACUGUUUUUUAAUCCGCUUUACAGUUAUUAUAGGAUGAUUUCUGAUGAGAAGCAUAUAUGAAUAUCUUUAACAAAUAAUGAAAAAAAAAACAUGUUUCUUACAAGUAUUCACAGCUAAUAGAUUUCAGAACUGAAUAAAUUCAGGCAGGUCAAAAUGUUAAAUAUACAUUAUAGAUUUAAAUAAAUAUUAAAAGGUGUAUUUUUUAAAAAGGAAAAAUGCCAAAAAUACCUUUUAGAGUACAUUUUAUGAAAAUACUGUGUAGUAUAAAGGAGUAGUGAUUUUGUUACAAUAUCACUCAUUUUUUAAAAUGUUCUGUAGGGAAAAGGGAAACUUGCACUGUAAGCAUUUAGACAGAAAUAUGGUGCUUAACUCCAUCUGCUAUUUUUCAGUAAUGAGGUGACUGAGUAUUUAUACAAAAAUAUAUUUUAAAAACCCUAUACAUUCCUUUAUACUAAGUAGUAUUAUGAUGAUGUCUAUCAAUGGUGCAAAAAAAGGAAAGAAAAUGAAUGACAUAUAAGGAGGUUACGAUAGUUACUAAUUUUUAGGUGGAUUACUUCUUUUUUUUUCCAACAAGAGGACCACCGAAUGAUUAAGCAGUUCUUGUAAUAUAUACAUAUACUUUUGUAAGGAUCCCAUUAAUCUUUAUGAAAUUCAAUAAUAUUUGCAAGCACUUUUGUUAUCUUGCUUUCUUAUUUUUUAAUUAUUUUACUUUUCCUUUUGGGUCAGUAAAAGAAAGGGGUAAAUAAUGUUUCAGUGAUUUUCUUUUAUUGAUCACAUUCUGCUGCAUUGGAUAGGUGCUUUCCUAUGGACAAAAACAAAAUGUAUACAUAGGAUGAAUAAAAUGAAUUUUUAAAAAAGUA
Messenger RNA from Pantherophis guttatus, 10128 nucleotides. RefSeq names its product ADAM metallopeptidase with thrombospondin type 1 motif 9 (gene ADAMTS9). Gene Ontology annotation, molecular function: metalloendopeptidase activity; zinc ion binding. Gene Ontology annotation, cellular component: extracellular matrix. The record is from RefSeq and is a predicted model, not a curated record. Gene Ontology annotation, biological process: proteolysis; extracellular matrix organization. Lineage: Eukaryota; Metazoa; Chordata; Lepidosauria; Squamata; Colubridae.